AUGGCGACUAUUUACGGCGUUGUGGCUGACGUCGGCAAUUAUUCCAAUUUCGUGCCCUUUUGCGAAAAUUCCAUCCUUUCGUCCGACAAGUCGAGCGGUCAGAUUGACAUCAAGUUCGGCCCGAUAAGACACAGUUGGAAGUCUAAGCUUACUUACUCGGAGAGCGAGAUUCUAGCGCAGAAUAGCACCUCUUUCCCGUUGAAAUUCCUCGACACGAGGCUAUCUUUUCAGAUGUCGGAAAGCUCGCACCACAUACUCGACGAUGAAUUCAAUGAGCCUGAGCAAGCAAGGAAAAUUUUCAUCGGGAAUUUGCCUUAUGAGGCGGAUGAAGAAAUGCUCAAAAAUCAUUUUUCGAGUUUCGGAGAGAUAGUGGAUUGUGUGGUGCCCAAGGACCCCAAAACCAAGUUUGCAAAGGGUUUUGGGUUCGUUACUUUCACCAGAGGCACGGCCGUCGACCAAGUCAUGAAUAAUCGGCCUCACAAGGUUGCCGGGCGUGUACUUGAGCCAAAGCGAGCGAUCUCUCGGAACGAGUCCCGGGAUCCGGCAGCUGCAGUAUCGACCACGAAACUAUAUAUCGGCUCGAUCGGCGAUCUCACGGAGUCAGAGAUCAGGGGAUACUUCGAGGGCUUUGGCGCCAUUCAAGAGUUCGAGCUUCACUCCGACAAGGGACAGGCUUUCAUCACUUUUCAAGACCAUGAUCCCGUCGACAGAAUAGUUGGCGAGAAGCACACGGUUGCCGGGCGUCCGGUUGAGACGCGAAAAGCGCUAACGAGAUUUCAAAUCGAGACGGCCACGAAGAGGCGUGAAAGUCAGCAGCGCCGCGGCGCACACGACCGAAAUCACCGGCAGCAUUAUGGCGGCCAUCAUCCGUACGGUCGGCCGUACGACGACGAGCACGGUGGCUACCAUCGACGAGGUCCUCCCCACGGCGGCUAUCACGAUAGAGGAGGAUAUGAUAGAGGCUACGAUCGGGGAGGCUAUGAAGAUCGAGGCUAUCCAAGGGAUAGAUAUGGUCCUCCACAGGAGAGAUAUGGAGAUCCCUACGCAAGAGAACGAUCCCCGCCUAGAGGAUACGAUCGAUAUGGCAGUAGUUACGAUAGACCGCCUGUAGACCGUUACGGUCCUCCAAGGGAUUAUUAUGAUCGGUAUGGCCCACCGGAGCAAAACAGAUAUGGUGGGCAUCCUCCUCCGCCUCGUGAUAGCUAUUCCGACCGCGGCUAUCCGCCACGUGAUCCCCCUCCUCAUACCCACGGAGGAUAUCCGGCGCCACCUCCUGGGCCUCCUUCUAGAGACAACUCUGCGUAUGCAGCAGCGCCAAGUGGCUACGACAGCGGUCGUAGCGGCUCUUAUAUCGCCGAUCCGGCUGCAAAUGGAUCUAGUAGGGAAAAGGGGCAGGAGAGUAAGUCCAGCAGUGAAGCAGCUUCAGGCUCCAGUCAAUACUACAAUCCUUCCGUCCCACCAGAAGCAAGAGCAGGCUACGCUGGCAACGGAUAUAAACAGGAGUAUUAUAAAAAUUGA
This is a messenger RNA of Oikopleura dioica, 1518 nucleotides long. NCBI's taxonomy places the organism in Eukaryota, Metazoa, Chordata, Appendicularia, Copelata, Oikopleuridae. The record is from the annotation of a GenBank genome assembly.